UAAUGGCUGCCGAUCUGCAACCCGGGCCAAUGAUUGACAGUGUAGAGAAAAGCGAACCGGACAGACAACUGCGAGUGCAAUGGAAUGACGGCUCGGAAUUUUCAUAUCCCUACGUAUGGCUUCGCGACAACUGUCUCUGUCCGUCGUGCUAUCACGCACAGGGCAAGCAACGCCUCCUCACAAUGGCUGAACUGGAUAUUGACGUCCAACCAUCGACUAUAUCAAUGUCGACUGACCGCAAGGGAGUAACCGUUGACUGGUCCGAUGGCCACCAGAGCACCUUUUCAACGGACUGGAUGGUACAGCUGCACAAGUCGUCAUUUGUCGAUGGUGCGAAGGAGAAGACGUCACGGCACGUGUGGGGCUCAGAACUCCAGGGCAAUAUACCGACAUUUGCGUUCGAAGAUCUACUAAAAAAUGACGCGAUUUUAUUAGAAUGGCUUGAAACAUUGCGAGAUACUGGUCUGGUAGUGACAAACAAAAUGCCCUUGUGCAUAGGUCAAGUGAAGCUACUGGGUGAUCGCAUUGGAUAUCUACGCCAAACAACCUUUGGUUUUGAUUUUCCUAUAAAGAGUCGUUACGAUGACAACCACGUGGCAUAUAGUGGCAAGGCUCUUCCUCUUCACACCGACUUGCCACAUUUCAAGUAUACACCGGGGACUCUUAUGCUGCAUUGCGUUAAGCAAUGCAGCGGAAAAGGCGGUGAAAGUCAUUUCUCAGAUGGCUUCAACGCGGCUUAUCAACUACGAGAUGAAGAUCCAGAAGCCUUUGAAGUUCUCUCAAACACACCAAUAGAUUUCAUAGAUAUUGGAUACGACACCUUUCAAUUUUACACCAAAUAUGGCAGGCCUGUUUUCAGUUUUGACUACAAGGGAAAUUUGGAACGGAUACAUUAUAACAACGGAACACGUGAUAUGAGACUACGUGUACCACAGGAUAAAGUAUACAAACUGUACAAAGCCUUGAAAGCAUAUGAUGACAUAUUAAACAGACCAACUAACAAGAUUAGUUAUAGAAUGGCAGAAGGUGACAUGGUAACGUUUGAUAAUCUCCGCGUCUUACAUGGACGUGGGGAAUUUGAACUUGGUGUAUCAGGAGAGCGACACCUGGAUUGCGGUUUUGUUGACUGGGAUUGCAUCAACUCCAAAAUACGAGUGCUGAGAGAACAAUUGGGAAUGUCAUUCCAUGAAUACUGAACCAUAGUUAAAGCACUAUUAUCACGUCGUUUUCGACAUAAUACUCUAAAUUCAAAUAAUCGCCAAAAAUGACGCUUCGAUUGUACCAUUAUACACAGUUUUUAUUCAGUCGAUCAAACACC
This is a messenger RNA of Saccoglossus kowalevskii, 1318 nucleotides long. RefSeq names its product gamma-butyrobetaine dioxygenase-like. The record is from RefSeq and is a predicted model, not a curated record. NCBI's taxonomy places the organism in Eukaryota, Metazoa, Hemichordata, Enteropneusta, Harrimaniidae. Gene Ontology annotation, molecular function: oxidoreductase activity. Gene Ontology annotation, cellular component: mitochondrion. Gene Ontology annotation, biological process: carnitine biosynthetic process.